AUAGAUCGAAGGGUAGCGAGAUAGAUAUUCCGACAUUUGAAGAGAUUUAUUUCUUGAUGGUCCCUAAGGAGUAAAGCCAGGCGGUGCAGGCGGUGCAGGCGCCGCGCGUCCCGUGACAACCCCGCGGGCAACUUCAAUCAGCGUGCAGCGGCAGCAGCAACCAGGUCGCGAGUGAUGGCGGCUCAGGGGCCCCAUUGGUGACCUUACGUUGGCCUCGAAUGAGAUGGACAAGUACAAGUGGUGCGCCUGCCUGGCGUGCGCCCUGCUGUGCGCCUCGGUUCUGCUGUGCGUGUGCGUGGCCACUCUGAUGACCGCUCCGUGCUCCGGCGGCGGCUUCCGGCACGCCGCCGUGGCGGCGGACUCGCUGCUAUGCUCGCGGGUUGGCAAGGACGUGCUGCAGCAAGGCGGCUCGGCAGUAGAUGGCGCCAUCGCGGCCCUCCUGUGCACCUCCGUGGUCUUCCCUCAGAGUAUGGGGCUCGGCGGAGGCUCUGUCGUAACAGUCAGAAAUAAAACAGGUAAGGUGACGGUCUACAACUUCAGAGAGACUGUCCCUCGCAAGUUUAAGAGCAACCUGUUGGAUGAUUGUUCGGAAUCAUUCAAACAUACGGCAGGUAGUCAGUGGAUCGGCGUUCCCGGUGAGCUGCGGGGCUACGAGGAGCUUCACAAGCGCUACGGCAAGCUGUCGUGGUCCAAGCUCUUCGAGGAGCCCAUAAGGCUGGCCAGGGAGGGCGUCGCGGUGCCUCCUCAUCUGGGGAAGAUUCUUGGCAUGCCCGCCGUGAAAAGCAGAGUGGAACGUUCAGCCCUCUGUGACAUUUUUUGCAACAACAACAAGAGUGUUCUUAGGACAGGAGACAUCCUGAAGUUACCUCAACUUGCCGAGAGCCUGCAGAUGAUUGCCGAGAAAGGAGCAGACGCUUUCUACACUGGCGAGAUUGGUUGGGAUUUAAUUCACGACGUCAAAACCGCAGGUGGAACAUUAGAAAUGGCGGAUCUGAGGUCCUACCGGGUGAGAGCGGUGGAUGCAUGGACAGUUCUUCUGGGGGACACGCUGAUGCACAUUCCUCCACCGCCUGCUGGGGGCGCCCUGCUUGCCUUUAUCCUCAAGAUCAUGCAAGGGUUCUCAUUGACACCACAUUCCCUGGAAGGGGAAGGGAAAAUUCAGUUUUACCAUCAUUAUAUCGAGGCGGUCAAAUUUGCUAAUGGCCAGCGAAGGAGCAUUCGCGAUCCUUUGUUCAACAGCGAGACGGGUGCGGAACAUCUGAUGGAUCCCACCUUCAUCGGUCACAUCAGGACAAUGAUUUCUUCCAAUGGCACCCACCCGCCAUCGUACUACUCCGACGUCAAGCCGCCGCCCGAUCACACCGGAACGUCGCAAGUGUCCGUGCUGGAUGAAGACGGACUGGCAGUCUCUGCCACCAGCACCAUAAACCAUUUGUUUGGAGGAGGCAUUUACUCCCCACGGACGGGCAUCAUCCUGAAUAAUGAGCUGGCUGACUUCUGUGGGAGAGCAGACACACUGAAGCCUGGUGAGCAGCCUCCCUCCUCAAUGACGCCAGCUAUACUAGAGUCCAAGUCUGGAGGACUUCUUGUGAUUGGCGGAGCAGGGGGAAGCAUGAUCACCGGCGCUGUGGCCUUGUCCGUAAUAAAUCACUUGUGGCUGGGAAUGAGUCUGAAAGCAGCCAUCGAAGCUCCCAUCGUGUAUGUUGACUCCAAGAACAAUGUGAAUUUUCCACCCGGUUUUGAUCAGGCUGUCAUCGACGGCCUCAGAGCUCUCGGGCACCAGGUUGGACAAAUGCAGUAUUUUUUCAACAUCGUGAAUGCCGUGGAGAAGGAGGAGGGAUGCAUUGUGGCCGAAUCAGACAUGAGGAAGAAGGGGAUGGCGGACGGAUACUGAAUUGAACAUUAUUCACAAAAAAAAAUUCAAGACUCUCUUUUUAACUUGCUGAAAAACGAAAAAGUGAGCUUUCUGAUGGCUUCUUCAUGGAAAGAAAACUCAUUGAUGGUUUGUAUACAUACAAACUGUUGCUUUACAAAAUGACUUUUUAAAAUGUUCUAUUAUUUGAUAUUGUUUUUUGUUAAUUUCUUUUUCUGGCAGUUGGGUGGGGGAUACAUUGAAUUUAAUGCUGAACAACCAAUUAAGCUACAAGGAUGAUGUAUUCAUAAUAAAAGGAAAACAUGAUUUUACAGGAAAGAAAAUUUGUUUUAUGAACUUGGUCCUUUGUUCCCAUGAGCAAUUACAUCUUAUAGAACCAACUGUGAAAACGAGGUGUCAUUUCUUAUAAAUUUCAAUGUGUACUAUACGAGUUAUCAUCAACAAAAUGGCUGAAAAUUCACUCACUGGACAAAAGGGUUUUUUUUUUUUUUGGUGGGGGUGGUCUGGCCAGGCCCCAGGGUGUCCUUGUUGAGGUUCCCCCACCCCUUCGAGACCUAAAAGUAAGGAAAAGUGUUACAGAAAACAGAUGGGAGGGAUGGAAAAUGAGUCUUGUAUGUUUACACUGUAUGUGCUUAAAUAAAAAGACUCAAACCAUAAAAAGGCUCUGAACAAUUAAAA
Molecule: messenger RNA, 2551 nt
Organism: Hippocampus zosterae (dwarf seahorse)
Lineage: Eukaryota; Metazoa; Chordata; Actinopteri; Syngnathiformes; Syngnathidae
Product: glutathione hydrolase 5 proenzyme-like
Exons: 12
Coding region: 224-1894 (556 amino acids)
Biological process (GO): inflammatory response; glutathione catabolic process; leukotriene D4 biosynthetic process
Cellular component (GO): plasma membrane
Molecular function (GO): leukotriene-C(4) hydrolase activity; glutathione gamma-glutamate hydrolase
Source: RefSeq, a predicted model, not a curated record